This is a messenger RNA of Parasteatoda tepidariorum (common house spider), 2009 nucleotides long. Its product is annotated as protein trapped in endoderm-1. The record is from RefSeq and is a predicted model, not a curated record. Lineage: Eukaryota; Metazoa; Arthropoda; Arachnida; Araneae; Theridiidae. Gene Ontology annotation, biological process: G protein-coupled receptor signaling pathway. Gene Ontology annotation, cellular component: membrane. Gene Ontology annotation, molecular function: G protein-coupled receptor activity.
GAAUCAACCGCAUCUCCUUUUUAAGAUUUUUUUUUCUUCUUCCCAAGCGGCAACCUAACUUUUUCGCAUGACUUCACAUCCGAUAAAGACUAACAAACAAGAAGAAACAAUGAAUCGGGACACUAACCAGAAUUAGCCCAAACAAUCGAGAGAAUAUUGUUUCGUGAACUGCGCCAGUGGUUAACUCCUAUGGAAGAUAGACAAAUGGUUCGCGAACGAUGAUGAGUUCGAACGUGCCGGAUAUUAUGGUGUGAUGUUACAGAUAUAGUUACGAGAGUGGUAAAAAUAGCUUGAUUACCCAAGCAGUUUUUUAUUCACUUCGAAAACACUUUUUUUUUAUGCUCAUCGGCAAGUGAAGUGAUUUUUUACGAUAUCCUCUUAUUGGUGAAAGUGGUUGCCGUAAAUGGUUUCUUAAAUCAGCUGCAAAGCUUUGAUUCUUUAGAAGAAUUUUAUAGCUCCUUUGCUUACAGAUGCAUGUUUUACUACAAUGGAAUAAAAUGCACUGAAGUUAUGUGUUUUUACAAUGGAAUAAAAUGCACUGAAGUCAUGUUCUAUUUUUGUGAUUAACUCAAACUUUGUGUGUGAUUUUCUUCUCAGAAGACAGGUGGUUUGAAAAGAAAAAGUUUGUUCCACAAAGAUGGUACUUUUAUGCUUUAAUUGGGAAUCUAAAUAAUCCUGUAGACAAUUUACUUAGUUCAAAUGAACUGAAGUCUCAUGGUGUAACUUCUUGUCGUUCUCUUUUUAUAAAACAAGAAAAUAUAGAUACUGAGUCUUGAAAAUUCGCAUGGUAAAAGUUUCUCAUAUGAUAAUUUAAGUGUUUGAAAACAGGUAAAGAUGGAUAUUGAUUUCAUGCCAAUGGAAAAAGAAAUUGAAAACUUGAAACUUUCAGUUAAUAUCAGUGACAAACCGAUUUUCUUGCCAAACAGGCCAUCAUCGGCUACAUGUGCGUUCGCUGUGUUUUGCUGUAUUUUGUUUAUUAUCAUCGGAUGCUUAGGCAACUUUUUGACAAUUGUGGCUUUGGCCAGAUGCAAGAAACUUCGCAAUGCAACAACUGCUUUUGUUGUUAGUUUAGCAUCUGCUGACUUUUUAUUCUGUGCAUUUUGCCUACCUCUAACGGCCACGAGGUACAUUUACAAGGAAUGGAUAUUGGGUGAUGAAUUGUGUGCUUUGUUCCCUUUUUUCUUUUACGGGAAUGUGGCUGCAUCUCUCAUGUCUAUGACAGCUAUUACUUUCAACAGGUUUGUUUUGAUAAACUGUUAUCCAAUUUACAACAAGAUUUACAAGAAAUGGAAUGUUGGCGCCAUGGUAAUUUUCUGUUGGGCCUUCAGCUAUCUGAUUUUGGUGCCAACCUUGGCUGGUUAUUGGGGAAGAUUUGGCUACAAUGAUACAUCUUUUUCAUGCACCAUUCUCAAAACGGAAGGCAAAUCUCCGAGGAAGUUCUUGUUUUCAUUUGCUUUCCUGUUACCCACCAUCACAAUAGUUGUCUGUUACUCCUGCAUCUUCUACAAAGUGCGAAGCACCUCUAUGAAAGUGCUUUCUCAUCUCAAUUCCGAUGCUUCAAAAAGGAACUCUAGAUUGUUGCCCAGAAGGAAGGAAGACUUGAAGGUGACACUUACUAUGUUGGCUUGUUUUUGCACUUUUCAAAUCUGUUUUCUGCCACUGAUGAUCGUCAACGUAUUCGAAGAAAGCAUAAGGUACCCAGUGAUCCAUACCAUGGCCUCUAUUCUCGCAUGGAUGUCUGCUUGCUCCAAUCCCUUUAUCUACGUCCUAUUGAACAAGCACUAUAGAGAAGCCUAUUUUCACCUCCUCAUCACAUGGGGAUUGCUGAAAGGGGUGGACCAGAACACAUCCUGCGAUGGUGCAUCUGCAGCUUCUAGAAUAACAAAUUUGCGCUCAGCUUCCGCAGAGAAUACCAAAUCUCAGGAUGAACUCAACGCAUCACGUGAUCUGGAAGUUUAACUUAUACAUUGAUCAAACAUAUUUAAUAAAGCAAUAUAUAUUUUUAUAAA